AUGGAGGAGAAUACAGAAGACGGCAAGGACGUAGAAGAAAAAACUAACAGCGAAAUUAAGAACGUGGUAGAGGCAGCAAAAGUACUAAAAGGUCUCUACAAGACAGACAAUAUAACAACGGAGAUAAAGCAAGGCAUAAUGGAAUUAGUCAGAGUAGUUACCAGGUUACAAUACGCAAACAAGAAUAGAAUCAAAAAGAUGAAGGAAGAAAGAGAACAAAUGGAGAAACAGAAAUCACAAACAUGUCCAAAAUGCACAGAGAGAGCAGAAAGGGAGAAAGGGAUUGACAGUACAACACAAACAAUCGAGGACAAAGAACUGGAGGAAGAAAUGUUAAUAGAAGAAAUAAAAAGAUGUCAGAAGCUGGAAACAAUAGGAAAGGUUAUGGAUAUUACAUGGCCCGAGAGAGCGUUCGAAAGAACAAGAUUAGAAAAUGGCAAAAUUCACAAGACUGGGCAGGAACGGGACGUGGUCAUUUUAACCGAAGACGAUAUGGAUAGGGAGUACAAUAAAGAGAUAAUAGACUACUUCCAAGGUUAUGAGGCGCUCAAAAUACAGGAAGCCACACCAGGAAAGGAGACAAACAUAAAUAAAACCAGGAAAAUCGCAGAAACCAUUUUUAGAGGAACAAAUAUAGAAUGCAGGCUAUGUAGUAAAAGCAUGGGAAAAAAGAAGGACACACCGAGGAGCAGAACAAGGACAUACAGGGAAGAAGAGACAAUAAUAAUAAAAGGGGGAGGAAACAGCUAUGCGGACACCCUACGAACACUGCAAACUAAUAUGCACCUGGAUAAAGACAACUUCAGAGUAAAAGGGGUAAGGAGCACGAGGAAAGAUGACCUGCUGGUCACGGUGAAAGGCAACAACAAAGAAGCGGAAAGAUUCAAGGCCACCGUCAACAAAAGAGUCGGAGGUGUUAGAGCCACAACAAUCGGUAGAGCGGGACCGAAGAAAGUGCUACAUAUAAAGGAUCUUGAUAAAAAUACGACCGAGGAGGAUGUAAAAGAGGCAAUAAUUAAAGAAUUGCCGGAAACAUACAGGGAAGAAAUAACGAUAAAAGCCCUUAGACCUGCCUACGGGGAUAGGCAGAAUGUCACCGUUAUUAUCACGGAAGAAAAGGCAACUAAACUGCUCAACAGAGGCAGAAUAGCAAUCGGAUGGAGCGAAUGCCGCGUAAUAGAAAGGGAGGAGAUAGUCAGGUGCUUCAGGUGCUGGGGCUACAACCAUAGGGCCAAGGAUUGUAAGGGGCAGGACAUGAGUGGAGCCUGUAGAAAAUGUACCAUAAAGGGACACAACGCCGACAAUUGUAAGGGGUUGACCAGAUGCGCGUUAUGCGAGACAGACGGGCACACCACGGGGAGCACUAGAUGCCCUGAAUAUAGAAGGGCAUUUAAGGAAAACAGACAGAAAAGGAUAGAGGAAAGGAAGACGGAUGCUACUAAACAGUGCAAAUUGGCGCAAGAUCUGAUGACGAGAGUGACAGAUGAGGAGGAAAUUGAUGCCGUAAUCAUAAGCGAACCCUAUAAAAACAUGGACAAUUGGUUUAAAGAUAAAGCAGGCAUGGCAGUGAUAUGGAUAACUGAUAAGGGGGGCAACAAAACGAAAAGCAUCAAGUUAAUUGAAAGAGGAGACGGAUAUGUAGCGGUGGAGAUGGACAAAACUGUUUUUCUCAGCUGCUACAUAUCCCCAAACAUCAAACUGGACGAAUUCACAGAAAAACUUGAAGGCAUCGAAAAAACAAUUACUGGAAAUAGGAAAAAGAAAGUAAUAAUAGCCGGGGAUCUAAACUCUAAGUCAACGGACUGGGGAUCGGCUAGAACGGAUCAAAGAGGAUUACGGGUUUUGGAUCUAUGCGCCAAGCUAAACUUAAUUACGGUCAAAAACACAGGCCUAAAUCACACCUUCGAGAGAAACGGGUCGACCUCCAUGAUAGACAUAGUCAUACUAGACAGCAAAACGUAUAAAACCCUACAGAGCAGCACAAUACUAGACAGUUACACAGGCUCAGACCACAAAUACCUUGUACAUAAAUUCAAUAAUAACAAUGACAAUAGUAAUAUCAACGGGAACAGAUACAAUAACAACGAUAAAAACAACAAGGGCACAAUAAACUAUAGUAAAUUCUUGCAAAAUUAUGAUAGCAAAAUUAAUAGUAACAUCAACACAGAGUGGACGAGCAACCGCAUAGACAAAUUCAUAGAAACAAUAGAAAACGCAAUAAAUGAAUCACGAAGAACACUACCAGUAACACUACAAAAUAAACAGAAAGCACACUGGUGGAAACCAGAGCUACAAACAUUAAGAAGCGACUGUCAUCAUGCGAGAAGAAGAAUGCAGAGGGCUAGAAAAAAGAAAAGAAACGACUCAAUCAUAGAAAGCCUAAGAAAGGAGUACAAGGCGAGAAAAGAUACUCUAAAAAGGGAAAUAAAGAUGGCAAAAAUAGAGUCGUGGAAGAGACUGCAGGAUAUGGUCGAAGAUGACCCAUGGGGGAGACCAUACAAAGCAGUCUUCACGACUCUUAAACCAAGGACACCUCCGAAUAAAUUGAACAAAGAGGAUAUGGAAAAAAUAAUAGAGGGUUUAUUCGUCACGAAACCACAGGUGGCAAGAGAUAACAAGAGAAAUUUGAACCUAGAAAGAAGAAGAAUAGACGUAUUACUAGGCAUUAGAGCAAGAAAUGCAAAGGAAAACAAAGAUAGAAAAAUUACAACAGAGGAGAUCAGAACGAUAGCCAGGAGUCUGAGCGAAAAAAAGGCGCCGGGAAUAGACGGGGUACCCAGUAAAAUAGCAAAAAUACUAGCGGAACAGAGGCCAGGUAUGUUAUCGGACAUGUACAAUGCAUACUAUGAUCUUGGAUACUUCCCGGAGAGAUGGAAGACGGGAAAACUCGUGUUAAUACCAAAGAAGGGGGAAGCGAGGGGGUCCCCAGCAGAUUGGAGGCCCCUGAACAUGAUAUCCAACCUAGCCAAGAUCAUGGAACGUACUAUGAAGGACAGAAUUCUGGAGGAAACAUGUUUCGAAGAGAACCAGUUCGGCUUCCGCAAAGGAAAAUAG
Messenger RNA from Dufourea novaeangliae, 3054 nucleotides. RefSeq lists its product as uncharacterized. The transcript is spliced from 3 exons. Lineage: Eukaryota; Metazoa; Arthropoda; Insecta; Hymenoptera; Halictidae. The record is from RefSeq and is a predicted model, not a curated record. Gene Ontology annotation, molecular function: catalytic activity; nucleic acid binding; zinc ion binding. Bases 1 to 3054 code for a protein of 1017 amino acids.